This is a messenger RNA of Strongylocentrotus purpuratus (purple sea urchin), 1188 nucleotides long. RefSeq lists its product as uncharacterized. The record is from RefSeq and is a predicted model, not a curated record. NCBI's taxonomy places the organism in Eukaryota, Metazoa, Echinodermata, Echinoidea, Camarodonta, Strongylocentrotidae. The transcript has 2 exons. The coding region runs from base 106 to 594 and encodes 162 amino acids.
CCUUUGGCGUUCCAUAUAUCCUAAGCAACUCGUCAUCAUAUCAUUCGACGUAAAGAAAUUGUUACUAGAAUAUUCUCAAGCAAACUUUAGCUUUUUGAUGUGGACAUGUCGAGAUCAAAGAAACUGUUAAGCAGACCUGAACUUCCAAGUCUUGAUGAAAUCAUCAAAGACUUGGAUUCGGCGCCGAGUGAUGAUGUUGCGUUUACAUUCUUGCAGAAUUACACAAGUGGUAGCGGAACCGGAGCUGAACUUCCCACGGGGAGCAAACAGAUGAUGGAUGCCGUGUCGAGAUCGAGAGCUUCAACAGGUGAAUCAGCAAGAAUCUCGGUGGAUACGUCAAAAUCCUUUGAGUCGGCAGCCAAGAGACCCCGGCAAGAAAACAGCAAGCAGAAGUCUGAAGAACAUCAUGGACAGAGCAAGGAGGAAAGUGAUAUCCAAGACUGCUACCAGAAGGUUCUCGGGUUCUUGGAGAUGAACUCAUACCUCAGAGACUCACAGGAUAAGAUGACGCAACAGUGCACGGACUUACAAGAGUUAGGGCAGUCGGUAAAAGAUCAGAUUGACUCCCUCAGAACUCGACUCCAUCCCUCGUAGUACCCACUAAUCCGUCAACACAGACCCUUGUCAUUCCUAAUGCAGGGUACUUUGACUGAGACGAUUUUCGAGUACUGCAGCUGUUCUUAGAACAUAUAAUUGUCAAGCUGAUCCCUUUGCCAUCAUUAUGUUAAGAGUGCCAAAAUAAAGUCUGCGGUCAGGAACUUGUACAGUGGAAACCCGUUAUAAUGAGUACAUUGGAACCAUGAAAACGACUUUGUUUCAUGAGGUAUCUUGUUAUAUCAGGUUGAAGAAAGAAACCAUACAAAGAGCUGGCACCUUUAAGCGGGACUGCACUACUUGUAUCUACUUGGCCCUCUAUAUAUCCAACAAUGCCUAAGCGGUACCCGUUGGACUCCCAUGAUCCCUUUUAAUCUUAUGUUAAUUGAGAGCUUAUUUGAUGAGAUAAUCACCUGCCAGUGACCAUGCAGGGAGGUCUAAUCCCUCCUGGCCAAACAAGUGCAGAUAGGUUUUAAAAUUAUCAUGUUAUAUCAGGUAUCUUAUUAUAUCAGUGCCCUGUUUCAUAGAACUUGUUCAUCAAAUAUCAAUAACAAAUGCUUAAUUUCUAAGAAAAAUUGCCAUCAGCCAACCAAA